This is a messenger RNA of Python bivittatus (Burmese python), 3708 nucleotides long. It is a transcript of the gene RBP3, whose product is annotated as retinol binding protein 3. The record is from RefSeq and is a predicted model, not a curated record. Gene Ontology annotation, molecular function: serine-type peptidase activity; retinol binding. Gene Ontology annotation, cellular component: cone matrix sheath. Gene Ontology annotation, biological process: proteolysis. NCBI's taxonomy places the organism in Eukaryota, Metazoa, Chordata, Lepidosauria, Squamata, Pythonidae.
AUGAAAAUAAUAAGAAAAAAAUUAUUUUUGGGAAUGGCAUUUAUAUUUGGUAGCAUCCAUAUUGAGAGUGUCUUGAACUCCACACUGGUGCUGGACAUGGCCAAAAUUCUGUUGGAUAAUUAUUGUUUUCCAGAAAAUCUGGUGGGAAUGCAAGAAGCCAUUGAACAAGCCAUCAAGAGUGGUGAGACCUUGGAUAUCUCAGAUCCUAAAAUCUUGGCAACAGUUCUGACAGCUGGAGUUCAAGGAACUUUGAAUGAUCCACGGCUGGUGGUAUCUUAUGAACCUUUAGCUCCUGCAGUCCCUGAGCAAGAAACUGAGGCUUCUCUAUCAUUAGAAGAGCUUUUAGAUGUUGCCAAACAUACAGUGAAGUCUGAAGUGCUGGAUGACAACGUGGGCUACUUAAGAACAGACUACAUCAUUGGUGAGAACAUUGUGCAGCAAAUUGGUGCUUUCCUGGUAGAAAACAUGUGGAAGCCCUUGAUGGAGACAUCCGCUCUGGUAUUAGAUCUGCGUUACGCCACUGGAGGGAAGAUCUCAGGCAUUCCAUUCAUUAUCUCCUACUUGUACAAUGCGGACAAGGUGCUGCAUGUGGACACUGUAUACAACCGGCCUUCUAAUAGUACUGUGGAAAUCUGGACCUUUCCAAAAGUGCUGGGUAUAAGAUAUAGUAAGAACAAGGAUGUAGUUUUGCUAACAAGUAAGCACACCUCUGGGGUGGCUGAAGAUGUGGCUUAUAUCCUCAAGCAAAUGCACAGGGCCAUAAUAGUGGGAGAAAGAACAGCAGGUGGCUCCUUGGACAUCCAGAAAUUACAGAUUGGUGCUUCCCAGUUCUACAUGACCGUUCCUGUAUCAUGUUCUAUGAGCCCCUUAAGCAGCAGUGGGCAAAGCUGGGAACUUAAUGGGGUGAUACCAAGUGUAGCCAUUUCAGCAGAGCAAGCUCUGGAUGAUGCCCUGGCCAUUAUUUCACUUCGCAAAGCUGUUCCUGAUACUAUCAGUCACUUGAUGCACAUCUUGCAGAACAAUUAUUCAAUAGUGGAGCAGGUACCAGCCCUGCUUCAACAACUCUCUGCAUUUGAUUAUUCCACCAUCCUGUCAGAAAAGGAUCUGGCUUUCAAACUCAAUACUGAAUUACAAAGCAUAUCCAAAGACCCACGUCUUUUCUUGUGGACUACCACAACCAGUGAGGCUAUGGUUACAACAGCUGAAGAGCCGAUUGACAUGACUACUGAUCUACCUGAUGGUGAACAACUCAAACAAAUCCUGGCUGCUGUGUUUAAAGUGUCAAUACUAUCAGAAAAUGUGGGUUACCUGCGCUUUGAUCAGUUUGCUGAUGCUGGAGUGCUGAUCAAGCUAGGGCCCUACAUUAUAAAUCAAGUCUGGGAACCUUUGCAGACAACUGAUUAUUUGAUCAUUGACUUGCGCUACAACCAUGGUGGACCAUUUUCAGAUGCUGUACCAAUCUUAUUAUCUUACUUCCAAGAUCCCUCUGCUGGUCCUGUGCAUUUCUUUACCAGCUAUAACAGACUUACAAACCAGACUCAAGUUUACAACAGUAGAAUUGAACUACUGGGCAAGCCCUAUGGGACACAACGUGGCAUCUAUCUACUCACCAGCCAUCAAACUGCUACAACAGCUGAGGAGUUUGCCUACCUGAUGCAAUCCCUUGGCCGUGCUACCCUGAUUGGUGAAAUUACUGCAGGCAGCUUGUCCCACACACACCCCUUCUGCAUACUCAAGUUAAGAGAAGAGGAAGACUGUGGCCUCUUUAUCAAUGUGCCAGUCAUCACCUUCAUUGAUAACCAUGGGGAAUAUUGGCUUGGUGGAGAAGUGGUGCCUGAUGCCAUUGUACUAGCUGAUGAGGCUCUGGAGAAAGCACGAGAGGUGUUGGAAUUCCAUAGAGAUAUGGGAGCACUUAUUGAGGAACUUGGCCUGUUGCUUGAAGCACAUUAUGCCGUACCAGAAAUGGCCAGAUGGGCAAGAGGCAUAUUAAAUUCCAAGUUGACUCAAGGAGGUUAUCGCACAGCAGUGGACUUUGAAAUGCUUGCCUUACAGUUGACCACUGACCUUCAAGAAGUUUCUGGGGAUCACCAGUUACAUGUAUUUCACAACCAUGUAGAAUCAUCCUUACAGGAACAGCUUCCCAACAAGACUCUGACCCCUGAGGAGAUGCGCUAUAUAAUUGAGGAGCUAUUCAAGGUAGACAUUUUGCCUGGCAAUGUAGGAUAUUUACGAUUUGACUUGAUGGCUGAAGCAGAGACGGUGAAGGCCAUUGGACCACAAUUAUUGCAUAUUUGGGACAAGCUUGUGACAACAGAUGCUAUGAUUAUUGACAUGCGCUAUAACACAGGCAGUUAUUCCACUGCAGUGCCCAUAUUUUGUUCCUAUUUCUUUGACAGUGAGCCCCAGAAGCACCUUUACACACUCUUUGACCGUAGCACCUCUCAAAGUACUGAGGUGUGGACUUUACCACAUGUAUCUGGCAAACAAUAUGGCUCAGCCAAGGAUAUUUAUAUCUUAAUAAGCCACUUGAGUGGAUCAGCAACUGAAGCCUUUGCUCGCUCUCUGAAGGAUCUUCGUCGUGCCACAGUAAUUGGGGAGCCCACUUUGGGGGGCUCACUCUCUGCAAAUAUUUACCAUUUGGGCAGCAGCCCAUUAUAUGCUUCCAUCCCCAGCCAGGUUGUGCUCAGUCCAGUCACUGGCAAAGUGUGGAGUCUCUCUGGAGUACAGCCACAUGUUACCAGCCAGGCUUCGGAAGCCAUGACUUCAGUCCUGAACAUCAUUGCUUUGCGCACCAAGAUACCCAGUGUUUUGCAGACAGUGGGCAAACUGGUGGCUGACAACUAUGCUUUUGCUGAUAUUGGGGCUACAGUGGCAGACAAACUUUCUGAUGAUGCCAAAAAAGACACUUACAUGAAGAUCAAUUGUGAAACGGUACUUGCUGAAAAAAUUGCAGCUGACCUAAAAGCUCUUUCUGGAGAUAAGCACUUAAAAAUAAUCCAUAUUCCUGAACACCCAAGUAAUCAUAUCCCAGAGAUCAUGCCCGUGCAGAUCCUUUCCCCAGAAAUGUUAGAAGACCGCAUUAAGAUUUCUUUCCAAACCAAAGUGUUUGAGAAUAAUGUUGGUUACCUCAGAUUCGAUACGUUUGGAGACAAUGAGCUUUUGCCUCAAAUCUCUGAGUUGCUGGUGGAGCAUGUCUGGAAGAAGAUUGUUCACACGAAUGCAUUAAUCAUUGACAUGAGGUACAACACAGGAGGCCCUGUAUCCUCUGUUGCAACUCUGUGCUCUUACUUCUUUGAUGGAGGACAUCCAGUUCUACUGGACAAAGUCUAUUAUAGGCCAAACAAUACUACCAGUGACCUUUGGACUCUUUCCCAGCUUUUAGGUCAGAGAUAUGGCUCCAAUAAGAGCUUGGUCAUUCUCACCAGCUCUGUGACUUCUGGGACUGCUGAACAAUUUGUUUACAUCAUGAAGAGACUGGGCAGAGCCUUGAUCCUUGGACAAAGGACCAGUGGGGGUUGCCACCCACCUCAGACAUUUCAUGUGGAUGGGACAGACCUCUAUAUCACCAUCCCAACUUCUAGAUCCAUCAUUUCUGUUGAGGACACUUGGGAAGGUGUCGGUGUGAGUCCUCACAUGGUAGUUCCCAUUGAGAGAACACUCAUCAAAGCAAAAGAGAUCCUUAUUGCCCAUCUCCAUAGUCUGAGUUAA